GCCGUUUACACCUCCUAUCAAAUUUGCCCGGGUGAAUCCAACACUUGCCCGUGGAGCGUAUCCACGGCCCAUCAAUUACAGAUACCUGGAAACUCUCAAGCUGAGUACUAUGAUUGCGCUGACGCCAAACGAAAUCACGAUGGAAAACGAUCCAUCCUUAUAUUCUUUCUGCUCCAAAAAUAAGAUACUUCUAGUCCACUUCGAAACCGACCAUUCGGCCAAAGAUAAGGGGAAAAAGAGAGGAAUACCAAUUGAGUCCGACCAAGUGCUGAAAAUACUCGAAUUAAUUUUAACCAAGGAACGCUCGCCAAUAUACAUGUUUUGCAACAAUGGAGGACAGAUCACGUCGCUCGUGGUGGCAUGUUUACGCAAAAUACAGCUAUGGAACCUGGUCUCUAUCUAUGAUGAGUUCGUCAGAUACAGUACAACUAUUAACCAGAACGACAGGGCAUUUAUCGAGAGCUUCAAAGCUCGUAUAAAACUGCCCUCCGCCGACAAACGUGUGGACUGGCUCUGGAAUGGCAUGAGUCCUCACAUCAUUCAGAACCAUCCAAGCAUGAAGUACGUCUUGUUUGGCGAAGAUCUCAAAGAGGAUGCCGUGCAACUCUAGUCAAAAAGCAUUCCUGCCGCCAUCUCCACAUUAUUAUUAGUCUGUUGCAAUGCGAGCUCCGCUUGUUUCCGGUCAAAUCCCAUUGCCACAAGCUGGUCAACCUUUGCUGGAUCAGCUGUCGAUUUCGGAGUAGCCUUUUUUGGUCUCUUGGUGGCUUUUUGGGCGUCUGCCAGGUUGAAGAUGUUACCUCCGAACUGUGACGAAGGAGCAGCUUGCUCUACCAUGCUAGGACACUCGUGCUCAGGCAAAAACGAGGUGGACACAUCGUCGAUAACCAACUGAUUGCGUUUUAGGUCGAUAUUCGCCUGAUAUCUUCUUAGCAUGUCCAAUCCCAAAAGCAUGUCGACAUGUGUGUCAAUGACUGUGAAUGUGCACGGGAAGUAUCCGUUUUCAAUUUUCAAUGGAGCAGAAUGAAUUCUCCCCAAUAUUUUGGUGGAGCCGACUCCUCGGGCCUCUCCAAUAAAACGUUUGUCGAUCAGUCUCGUCAGGCCUGUCUUUUCCGCCAGCGAAGGAGAAAUGAUCGUAGUCUGUGCACCAGAGUCGACAAACGCUUUGACUGGGGUCCCGUUCACCUCGCAGUUGAUAUACAGCAUGUGCACGCUGGUGAACGACUCUGGAGAAAUCUCCAUGGCUGUUCGCAGAUUCUCCUCGAUGGCUUCCUGGUUGAUCAGCUCCAUGAUUUUUUUCUGAUUUUCCGGAUCAUCUGGAUUACUGUACAGUUGAGCCAGCUCUUUUUGGUGAUCUACCUGUAAUUGUCGCUGGUUUUCGACCAUCUUUAAUGCCAGCUCUCUGAAUCUCGCAGGGUUGUGCAAGGCGGCCCUGGUCUCUGGAUCUAAUUGACCUUGGAUCUGCGGGUUCGCGAGGUACUGUUGUCGAACUGUCUCAAGCUGGGCGUCCAGGAAUCCAAGUUGAGGCUGUUGCACUGGGCCUGACUUUUUCAGGAUUAGCAAAUCGUCAUCUUUGAGUCCAAGGUCUUUGAGAGUCCCUUUUUUCGAGAGAUCUAACUGUUUGCCGUCAAAGAGAAGCACCUGUUGGUUUUCAUCGAUAUUUGACUCUGACUUCAAAUAAGCCUUGAAAUCCGCAAAUUCAAGAUCUUUGGGCAGAUCAGCCGUGAUAAUUUGGUCCGUUUCCUCAACAGCGAUGGUCAAAUUCAUAUCUCUUGUUCUUCGUGGCGAUCUGGGGAAAUUUUAUUUAUCAGCUAUAUUUUAAUUUUUUUUGCCACUGGUUGGGUAUUUAUAGCGAUGAAGCGGGCUGCAGCAGUGGCCUCCGAAGGUGGCAAAACCUCGGUGAAAAAGGCAAAACUCAUCCAAUUGGAGGAGGCGUUUCCCAAACUUGAUUACUUUGACCGAUUUCGAGACAGUAAGGUGGACCCUGAGAAAUUGGCCAAGUUCGAGGAGACAAACACCAUAGAGGCCGUCGACGGACUCAAAUAUAUAUUGUCGAAAGACCCAACUUUGGAGCGAUAUCUUACAAAGCCAUUCCACUCUUAUUUGAAAGAUGCGAGCGGAACUAAACCCCUCAAAUACUAUUUCGAUAGCCUAGUCAGCGGAAUGAUCUCGCAGCAGAUCAGUGGGAAGGCCGCCAAAGCGAUCAAAAAGAAGCUGAUUGACGUACUGUCAAGGGACAGUGAACUUCCAGACCCGGAGAUAUUCGACUCAAAGUCGAUAGAAGAGCUCCGAAGCUGUGGUCUAUCAAAUAAAAAAGCAGAGUUUGUGAAAAGACUAGCCAAGGCCUUUAUCGAGUCAGAGGAGGUGCCCCCAGAGGGGGUCAAAUUUUCCCAAUUAUACUUCCAAACCAAGGACGAUAUAACCAUCAAUCUUGAUUUACAAAAAUUCAAAGGCAUAGGGCCGUGGUCCGCGUCCAUGUUUCUGAUGUUUGCACUCCAACGCUACAAUAUUUUCGAGGUUGGAGACCUCGGAAUACGGCGAGGGGCCACGGUGUAUCUCUCUGAACGGCCCGAGCUGCUGGCAGAGAUAAACGCAAAGCUCAAGGAGCUAGACCUCCCCAAACUGCCAAAGUCGUCGCAGAAUCCAAAGUAUGUAUCUGACCACGUGAUAAACUGUCUGGCACACCAGUUUGUGCCCUACAAGAGUAUCUGGAUGCUUUUGCUUUGGCGCAUAAGUGACACGUCCAUCGAUGCAUUAGAGUAG
Messenger RNA from Ogataea polymorpha, 2760 nucleotides. RefSeq lists its product as uncharacterized. Gene Ontology annotation, biological process: DNA alkylation repair; base-excision repair, AP site formation; base-excision repair. The coding region runs from base 1852 to 2760 and encodes 302 amino acids. Lineage: Eukaryota; Fungi; Ascomycota; Pichiomycetes; Pichiales; Pichiaceae. The record is from RefSeq and is a predicted model, not a curated record. Gene Ontology annotation, cellular component: nucleus; protein-DNA complex. The transcript has a single exon. Gene Ontology annotation, molecular function: DNA-3-methyladenine glycosylase activity; DNA-7-methylguanine glycosylase activity; alkylated DNA binding.